GUUUUUCUGGAGAGUUAGAGCCCAAGUGAGACAAAGCACGGGCGGGCCAGGCGGGCGCCAUGGAGCUGCGGGCCCGGGUCCUGCUGUGGACAUGUGUGCUUCUGCAGAGCUCUGCUGUCCUUCUGUCCUCAGGGCCGGCCGGGCCCGCCACCGCCGCCGGCAGCUCCGUGGUGUCCGAGUCCGCCGUGAGCUGGGCGGCCGGCGCCGGGGCCGUGCUGCGCUGCCAGAGCCCGCGCAUGGUGUGGACCCAGGACCGGCUGCACGACCGCCAGCGCGUGGUCCACUGGGACUUCGGCGGCGGCCCGGCCGGCGGCCCCGCGCGCCGGCUCGUGGACAUGUACUCGGCGGGCGAGCAGCGCGUGUACGAGCCGCGCGACCGCGGCCGCCUGCUGCUGCCCGCCGCCGCCUUCCACGACGGCAACUUCUCGCUGCUCAUCCGCGCGGUGGAGGAGACGGACCAGGGGCUGUACACCUGCAACCUGCACCACCACUACUGCCACCUCUACGAGAGCCUGGCCGUGCGCCUCGAGGUCACCGACGACCCCCGGGCCGCCGGCGCGCACUGGGACGGCGAGAAGGAGGUGCUGGCGGUGGAGCGCGGCGCGCCCGCGCUGCUGACCUGCGUGAACCGCGCGCACGUGUGGACCGACAGGCACCUGGAGGAGGCGCAGCAGGUGGUGCACUGGGACCGGCAGCCGCCCGGGGUGCCGCACGACCGCGCCGACCGCCUGCUUGACCUGUACGCGUCGGGCGAGCGCCGCGCCUACGGGCCGCCCUUCCUGCGCGACCGCGUGGCCGUGGGGGCGGACGCCUUCGCGCGCGGCGACUUCUCGCUGCGCAUCGACCCGCUGGAGCCGGCAGACGAGGGCACCUACUCCUGCCACCUGCACCACCACUACUGCGGCCUGCACGAGCGCCGCGUCUUCCACCUGAGAGUCACCGAGCCCGCCGCCCGGCUGCCCCCGCGGGACUCGCCGGGCAACGGCUCCAGCCGCAGCGGCGCGCCCGGCCCAGGCGCGGGAGACCCCACGCUGACGCGCGGCCGCAGCGUUAUCAACGUCAUCGUCCCCGAGGGCCGGGCCCACUUCUUCCAGCAGCUGGGCUACGUGCUGGCCACGCUGCUCCUCUUCAUCCUGCUGCUCAUCACCGUGGUCCUGGCCACCCGGCAGCGCCGCCGCGGAGGCUACGAAUACUCGGGCAAGAAGGCCAAGGCAAAGGGGAAGGACGUGAACAUGGCGGAGUUUGCAGUGGCCGUGGGGGACCAGGCUCUUUACAGGAGUGAGGACAUCCGACUAGAUUACAAAAACAACAUCCUGAAGGAGAGGGCUGAGCUGGCCCACAGCCCCCCACCGGCCAAAAACAUCGACUUGGACAGAGAGUUCAGGAAGGAGUACUGCAAGUAAGGCGACCCUGGGCUCCUGGCUGGGCCAGCAGCUCUGCCCGCGCUUCCCUGGCCACUUCGGAGGACUCUUCCCGGCCCCCGUGCAGCUCGCCCGGCCCCCCUUCCAGCGGCUGGUCCCGCUGUCUUGGAACUUGGCCUGGACUGGUGCAGAGCGAGGCUGCCUCUGGACGCCCCCUUGGGAGCCCGCUCCUCCUCACAGGCGGUCGUGGGCUCCUUGGGACUCUGCCGGCGCUGCAGCCGGUGGCCUUCCCGCCUCCCAGGGCCGGGACCCCCCUGAAGCUCACCCGUCCCUCAGGCGUUCCUGGCCUCUGCCCCACCUCUGCGGGGGGAGGGGUGGGGGGGGCUUCGUGGGGGUUCUUGGAACUGGGGUCAGCCUCAGGGCCGGCACUCCCACCCCUCCACGUGACUGCCCCCGCGUUACCCCGCCAGGCUGCCGUGCGCUCUGCACGGCGACCCAAGGGCUGUGCGCUCCAGGCCCCCGGGCUGGCAUCCGCCUGGCCUGCGUCUGGCCCCCCGGGGCCCCUCUCUGCCCUCCCCGCCCCCCCCGCCCCCCCCCCCCCCCCCCCCCCGCUCCAGCCCUGUUUCCAGCAAGCUGCCUCGACCGUCACUGGGCUCCACGUGACUUCUGACCCGGACGCCUUGCCCUCGGCCCCUCCCUGGGCUGGAGUCCCGGGGUGAGGCCUCACCUGGCUCUGUUUUGGCGGAGGACAGGAGGGGUGAAGAUGGUUUUAGAGGGGCCACUGCUGCCACUCCUGACACCCCACAUUUGCUCACCCUGGGGAAUGGCUCUCGUCACAAUAAAGACCACAUUUGAUUUUA
Hippopotamus amphibius kiboko is the source of this 2221-nucleotide messenger RNA. RefSeq names its product matrix remodeling associated 8 (gene MXRA8). NCBI's taxonomy places the organism in Eukaryota, Metazoa, Chordata, Mammalia, Artiodactyla, Hippopotamidae. Gene Ontology annotation, biological process: establishment of glial blood-brain barrier; cell adhesion. Gene Ontology annotation, cellular component: cell surface; membrane. The transcript is spliced from 10 exons. The record is from RefSeq and is a predicted model, not a curated record. Bases 60 to 1403 code for a protein of 447 amino acids.